AUGAUUGGAUUCUCCAGCGGCUUUGAGCAGGAAGAGAGUGCUGCCAGAGCUUAUGAUCUGGCAGCUCUCAAGUACUGGGGUACAGAAGCUCUUUUAAACUUUCCGAUUAUAACAUAUGAGAAAGAGUUGAAGGAAAUGCAAAACAUGCCGAGACAAGAAUAUAUUCGUUUUAUAAGGAGGGGUAGUACUAGCUUUUCGAGGGGUGCAUCAAUGUAUCGAGGAGUGACAAGGGCUCAUUUUAAGCACAGAAAUGAGGGAAAGUGGCAGGCUAGGAUUGGGAGAGUUGCAGGGAACAAAGAUAUGUAUCUGGGAACAUUCGAGACUGAGGAACAGGCUGCCGAAGCUUAUGACAUCGCCGCCAUCAAAUACAAAGGAGCAAGAGCCGUAACAAACUUUGAAAUAAGUAGAUAUGAUGUGAAAACCAUAAUGAGCACCGACCUACCCGUAGGAGGGCAAGAAGACCGCAAUAGUACUGCAGUACAAGAUAUGGAAAGCAUAGAACGUAUUGAGAAGAUUUUGGAAGAUGCAGCAAACACUCGGGCUGGGAAUAAUGUGGACAAAUCUAUCAUCGCUGCUUCUAGCACAGAAAGCUCGCUGACAGGUACAGUCAGCCAUUCCAAUGCUUCUGCUGCACCAUACAAUGCUGCUCUUGAACAGCCUGUUCAAGCUUCUCCAUCAAUGGUAUGGUAUGAGAAACUGAACCCUGCAACACAGCAAUUGAUGCCCACAAACAAUAACAAUGGUUUUCUAUACAAUCUGAUGGGCUUGGAACCUGGAGCCAUUGAUGAGCGUGGAAUCUCUAAAACCAUGGCAUCUGCUCAAGGACUGGUAAUGGGGGAUUCCUCUGUUCCAUCACACGGUUCUCUGCCAGCUCAAUUCAUCGAUACACAAGAAGGAUUAGUUGCGUCAAAGAUACCAGCCUCUGAAAACAUGAUGUCUGUGGGUACCUUCACAAGAAGCAUAGUCUGCUCUCCUGGGCAGCCCUCGGAUUUUGUGAGAGCUGGUUAUGAGAAUGUCCAAGGAUUAUUGGUUGCUUCAAGGGCACCAGCCUCUAAAAAUAUGAUGUCUAUGGGUACCUUCACAAAAAGCAUAGUCUGCUCUUCUAGGCAGCCAUCAGGUAUUGUGACAGCUGGUUAUGAAAAUGUCCAAGAAGGAUUGGUUGCUUCAAGGACACCAGCCUCUGAAAACAUCUCGUCUGUGAGUACCUUCACAAGAAGCAUGGUAUGCUCUCCUGGUCAGUCCUCAGGUAUUGUGAGAGCUGGUUAUGAGAAUCUCCAAGAAGGAUUAGCUGCUUUAAAGAUACCAUCUUCUGAGAACAUGCUGUCUGUGGGCACCUUCACAAGAAGCACAGUCUGCUCUCCUGGUCAGCCCUUAGGUAUUGUGAGAACUGGUUAUGAGAAUGUAAUAAUGCCUGAGAGAAACUGGAUGGCAUCGUCUCUUCAGUAUCCAGAAAGUGGGCCUAGCGAAAAACCAGCACGUCAAGCUUCUCAAAGUGAGCCAUUUGCAGGAACAGCAUGUCAAGCUCCUCUUAUGUUCAAUAUUUGGAAUGAUAUAAGGAUGUCAAGGUCUUAGUCAUUUGAAAUAGGAUUUCAGCUCUUCUCACCAUGCUACUUGUUUAACAGAAUAAUCUCUGUCCCUUUUGGACUAUGGAUAGUCCUAAGACAGUGCGGUAAAAAUUUAGUUUUUCAUGUUUUUUUUUAUUUUCAAGACUAAGGCUUUGUCCUUCAGGAGUAAAUCCAGUUUUGGGUGAGCUUUCGCUUCACUUUAUGGUAGAUGUUGAACAUUCCAGUAAUAUAAAGUUUUC
Molecule: messenger RNA, 1804 nt
Organism: Cryptomeria japonica (Japanese cedar)
Lineage: Eukaryota; Viridiplantae; Streptophyta; Pinopsida; Cupressales; Cupressaceae
Exons: 6
Coding region: 1-1572 (523 amino acids)
Biological process (GO): regulation of DNA-templated transcription
Molecular function (GO): DNA-binding transcription factor activity; DNA binding
Source: RefSeq, a predicted model, not a curated record